AUGCAGGACACCACAGAGAUAAUGAAGGAGGCUCACAUUAUGCAGGCACUCGCACAUAAAAAUAUCCCAACCAUAAUAGGUGUGCAGCUUCAAAAGCAGCCCAUUUCCUUAAUAAUGGAGUUUAAAGGGGAAGACAAUACAUCUGUAACAAUAAGCAAACAAUUGUCUUGUCAGAAAAACAGUGCAACAAUACAGAAUGUGCAAAGCUCACUCAUAACAAAUGACUGGUUAAUUAUUUCACAUGAUUUGACAGAAGCCCUUUUGCAUAUUCACACAAAAGGCUUUCUUCACUGUGAUUUGAAGGCUAAUAAUGUUCUUGUGAGUAACAAACAUGGCUACAUCAUCAAUUUUGGAAAAGCAUGUGACAGCUCCUUUCCUCCUGCAAAGAAGUACAGCAUCUGUUAUCUUCAUAUUGCUCCUGAGGUUCUUAAUGGUUCUCCCUGUAGCAAAGCCAGUGAUAUUUUCCCUUGGUAA
Molecule: messenger RNA, 474 nt
Organism: Pocillopora meandrina
Lineage: Eukaryota; Metazoa; Cnidaria; Anthozoa; Scleractinia; Pocilloporidae
Source: the annotation of a GenBank genome assembly